Messenger RNA from Cuscuta europaea, 785 nucleotides. Lineage: Eukaryota; Viridiplantae; Streptophyta; Magnoliopsida; Solanales; Convolvulaceae. The record is from the annotation of a GenBank genome assembly.
CCAGACUUUAGUCAUUGGUGUUGCUUUGGUGCAUAAAUGAACUUCGUGUCGUUAAAGUGUUUACUUUGGUGUUUAAUUUAUUAAACAUUAGUUAAAGUGUUAUAUAUUUUCACGUACCUAAUUUAUACAUCAUAUCAUAGAUCCUAAAUACUACAUUAAUAUGUGCAUUAGAUGAGUAGCAACAUAUACCUGAUAUGACAGACUCAUAUGAGCCUUGACGUGCAAAUUGGUCAGAUCGUGAGGUAGUAAGUUUUCUUGAGGCGUGUACAACAGAAUCAUUGCAAAUGCAUCGCAAAAACCAAGCAUUUAGUACUGGGGACUAGAAAGUAAUUGAAAAAGAAAUGUCAAAAACUAGAAUGUCAUACUUUGUCAAGCAACUCUGAUGAUGAAUGGUGGGCUCGGGAUCGGAAGUCAAUGGAAAACAAAGAAAUCGCAAUAUUUAAAACAGUUAAAGGACAGCAUGCAUGUUAUGCAGCUAAAAUUUUGGAGGAAGAAGUUUAUGUUUACAUACUAGAACAACUGACACAAAAUAUUCAUGAAAUGAGACAGUUUAGUGAGUCUGAUUUCAUGGCUUAUUUAAAUAAUGUAAAGGAAACUGGAUUCCUAGAUGAUGCUUUACUUGAGCCCAUGGGGAUGUCAUUAGAUGCGAUUGACAGUAGUGGUAAGAGGAAGCACGAUGUUGGACCUGGAGAAAGUGCUAGUAGUGGUUCUGUAGCUAAGAAGUGAAAGAUGACUAGUAAAGGUAAAGGAAAACAGAAAGUUGCUCACUUGGAAUCGGAAUUACA